This is a messenger RNA of Arabidopsis lyrata subsp. lyrata, 764 nucleotides long. Its product is annotated as bet1-like SNARE 1-1. The coding region runs from base 165 to 533 and encodes 122 amino acids. NCBI's taxonomy places the organism in Eukaryota, Viridiplantae, Streptophyta, Magnoliopsida, Brassicales, Brassicaceae. The transcript has 5 exons. The record is from RefSeq and is a predicted model, not a curated record.
GCUUAAGAACGAUAAACACAGAGCUUCUCUUUCGACAAAUCAACCGUUUCCUUGCUCAAUUUGCGUUCGUUGUUGAAACCAUAGACCCAGGUGGUGAAUUCUGGAAAACAUCUUGAAGCGAAAUCGAAAAGCGUUGGAGGUUUAAAUCGUUAUUCGAUUGAUCGAUGAAUCCUAGAAGGGAGCCGCGUGGUGGUAGAAGUUCUCUCUUUGAUGCCAUCGAAGAGGGAGGAAUUAGAGCUGCUCCUUCUUACUCUCAUGAAAUCAAUGAACAUGAGAAUGAGCGUGCCUUGGAAGGAUUGCAAGAUAGAGUCAUUCUCUUAAAACGACUAUCUGGCGAUAUAAACGAAGAGGUCGAUACUCAUAACCGCAUGCUUGACAGAAUGGGCAAUGAUAUGGAUUCAUCAAGGGGAUUUCUCUCAGGAACCAUGGACCGGUUUAAAACGGUAUUUGAGACAAAGUCAAGUCGAAGAAUGCUGACGCUCGUGGCAUCGUUCGUUGGUUUAUUCCUAGUCAUAUACUAUCUUACUCGGUAAAAUUGGCAAACCCGGAGUAUUCCUGAACAUCCAUCCAUGAUCUCAUGAUAUUCCCAGUCUCUCUCUGUUGGCUCCUACGAUCUAAUUAUCCUCAAUCUGUGUAAUGAAUAUAUGCCUCCAGUGUUAUAUAGUAUGAUCCAGUGCUUGGGAUGAGGACACAAAUUUCAUAAAACUUAUAAGAAGUUUCAUAUGUUGGAUUUUAUAGAGCGUUUUACUUCCUUUAUGGAUAAA